This is a messenger RNA of Diabrotica virgifera virgifera (western corn rootworm), 8526 nucleotides long. Its product is annotated as epsin. The coding region runs from base 114 to 983 and encodes 289 amino acids. NCBI's taxonomy places the organism in Eukaryota, Metazoa, Arthropoda, Insecta, Coleoptera, Chrysomelidae. The transcript has 3 exons. The record is from RefSeq and is a predicted model, not a curated record.
CGUGGUUGAAUGGUAGAAAGUGGCCGUGUUUCCGUCAGUCUGCACCGUGUCUUGUAACGUGUUCUUUGGAUAUUAUUUUAAUUGUUUUCGGUCCGAAGAAAGUGCUCGUGAACAUGUGGAGGCUGCUUCCGAUAAUCACCGUUCUCAUUGCGACAAUCUCUUUGGGAUUUUCUGCGGAAGAAAGUAAAACUGGUAGUCCCGAUAUUGACAUAAAAAAUCUACAUGAUACAUCAAAUGGUCGUGAUAAGGCCUUUUCCGACGACACUGAUAAUAAAGCAGAGAGUCAAAAUUCCUUUUAUCCGUCAUUUUCUCCAUUCCAAAAUCAACCACUAGGACAUUCCAGGCCAUUCUAUUAUAAUCAACAGGAAGCAGCUUAUAGUCAGAGGACACCAUACCAAAAUACUUUCGAUAAUUCGGCAAGGUUCAGUGGUUAUAAGGAUGACUACAACUAUAAUGCACCAAAGAACGAAUACGCCUCUGUUUUGGGAUCCGGAAAUUUUGGAGUAAUUCCCGGAGGAACCUUUUACAAUGACAACGACGAAAAUUCCAACUAUAACAACUAUGAUUCCUUCUUCCAAAAUGGCCACGGUAGACCGGCUUAUUAUUACGCAGCUCAGUCAAAUCCUAAACCAUAUCAGCAAGAGCAAUUUGCUAACUUUAGAGAUUUCGCAGAUAUUAACACACCAAAUGAUAGAUCCUACUCACAGUAUGUUGUUGUCUACGCUCCAAAAAAGAAUGAUACCAAUAAAGAAGAUAAUACUAAAGAAGAAAAGGUAGUUACAAGACCCGUACCUAGAAAUAUUAUCGAGAGUUUGACACUUAUCGAUUUAGAGCAUCCCACUACUGAAACGGUUCUCGAAAGAAAACUGUCAAAAUCAAAAAGGAAACUGGCUUUGCUUCAACCAGAGAAGAAGCAUAUGCAAAAGAGUCUGAAAAAACUGAAAACUAAAGAACUAGAGGAACCUCUAAUAGCCUUAAGUUAGUUAGUUUAAGCUUAGUUUUAGGAUAAAGAUAAUGUUGGUUCUGAUGUCAGAACGUUGUACAUAUAUUACGAAGAAUCAAAGUCGGCAUAGAAUGAAUGUGAUUUUGGUAUAAUUUAGAGUAAGAUAUUCAGGAUCUACCUCUCUUAUCAGUAGUGGCUAAAAAUGCAACUAAGGCUGAUAUUAAUAGGAUGAGAUAGAUUGGAUUGAUUCAUACCGUUAAAUACGUUGAUUUAUUUUAAUGAUAUAUUAGUCUUUAUUCGAAACAUAAAUUUACUCCUAUUUAAUUUUAAGAGGCACUAAAACUUACUUCAGUCUAAAGCCAUUUGUGGUAUCAUGUUGUAUUUUUUUAACCGGAUUUUUUUAUUUAGAUUUACGAGUCUAAACAGCGUAGUUCACUCACACAAAUAAAAUUAGAUUACAUUAAAUUGUAAGAAUAUACUGUUACAGUACGAGAAUAGACAGAUAUACUGCAAGAAUAUGCAGUUACAUUACAAUUGACAAAGAUAAAGUACAUCCUCAAUGUAUCAUUAUAGUUGUUGGGUUGGGUGUCUUCUUCGGUAAUUUGUGUUCGAGUCCUGUGUUAGGUGUCUUAAAGACGUUGUACUUGUUUUGUGCAGCGGUACUGGUUUCAGGAUAUGUCACCGAUGGUGUUAGGUGGCGGUGGAUGAUGUCAUGUGGAGGAAGUCGUGUUCAAAGUUCAGAGGAGAAGAUAGGAGAAAACGGUUCAUUUCAGAAUUUUCUUUUGUUAAUGAAUUAUAGGUGAGUGAAUGAAUGAGAUGGUGUGAUACGUAUAAAUCUAUGAAAUAAAACUUAUUUUACGUUGGGGGUAUGUGUAGCUGUAUUUAUCCUAUGGAUCAAAAAUCAGUAUUAUAUAAAACAGUAAUUAGACACAAGCUUAUGUCUGUGUGUGAGACGUAAACGAUCAUAAAAGCAAUGAAAACAAAACUCAGAUGUUUUGAGCGAAAAUUCUUCAAAAGGAACCUUGAACUUUGUCACUACCCGAAUACUAACUAAUACCGAAUGAGAACAAAUGCCGGGGCCUAACAGAUGUAUAGAGCUAGUGAUGAAGGCUAUACAUCUAAUUUAAGUUUUAUAUCAGAAACAAGACACCCUAGAACACCUAGAAAACAAGUAAAAAUCCUAGAAACCUUUCUAGAAACUGUAACACCGACAUUCUCAAUAUUUGAGGAAUUUUGUACGCCUUAAUCCCUUGAUCCUGUUUCUAGUCCUCGGCACCAAUUUCUUUGGGAUAUUCUGCGCUUAUUGCUUCCAGUUUCCGUUCUAUAAUUUCUUUGAUUAUAUUAGUAUUGUAUCGGAACAAGGUGGGAAAUGGAUGUAGACGACGAUCUAAAAAGACUCAAAGUCACAAGUUGUAGGAUGAAACCAAUGAACAAGAACCGAUGGAGCAGAAUAGUCAAUCAAGCCGUAGGCCUACUAGGCUCGACGCGAUUCUCUUUUAUUUCAUCCACCAUUGUAUGUAGUGUUGCCCAAAACCAAGACCAAGACCGCUUUAUUUUAGCAAGACCAAGACCAAUACUGACCGUGCAAGACAUGAGCAAGUACAAGACUAAGCCUGCGAGACUCUUGCGUCUUGCAGUUAGGAUUGAGUGUCAUUUUAGGGAAUAUAGUAGUUCGGGUAUAUGCUUAGAGACUAUGAGAAAAAAGCGGAUUGUGAACAAUGCAAUAAACAUACAUAGCGAAUUAAACUAUUCAUUAAAAGAACACUUGACAUAUUUAUUUGACACGUACUCAGAGGCCAUAAUAACUUAUUACAAUGUAAAAAUAAAAUAUUUUGUAAUACAUUCUUUCCUAGCAGACGACGGCGACGGAUGCCUUCACUCUGAAAUUAAUUAUAAUAUGUUAAUUGUCUAGAUUUUGAGAAUAGCUGUCCUUUCAUAAAACAAUCUGUGAUGUGGUUGUGACGCCGACAGUAAUAUCCUAUUGAAACUUUUUAAAGAUAAUAUGUCGCCUAAGUUGAUAAAAAAUAUAAUACAACACACUCAAUUGUUUUUCCUUAUCAGGUAGUAGGAUUCUAAAUAUCACAUCGUAUAAAGAUUAAACAUCGUACUUUUAAACUUUCUGCAGAGUGUGCAAUUUUAUAUCAACGGGUCAAACAAAUUUCUUUUCCAGACAGAGAAUGUUCUUUAAUACAGUCAAGUUUAUGUCAUUUAUUUGGUUUUUUUGUGUUUGACCAUGUUUUAUCACAUAUGUAAUAUAAGGUUAUUAAAUGAAAAUGUUUAAAGAAACAGACUGACUCCCAUGGGAUAUGGUAGAUAGCUCAGUUAGUGAGAGUACAGGCAGGGAUGGUUUAGAUCGUCGGUUCAAAACCCACCCGAUGUGAGUUGUUACAUUUAUUAAUUUGGUUGGUUUUUACUAUGUCUACAGGGUGCGGCAGAUAAAUGUCCUGUUAGAAAUAUCUCGAACACUAAAGGUAACAAAAUCAUAAAAAUGGAAACGAAGGGAUCACGAAGUGAUCUAUUUAAUGAAAGUAUUUUCAUCUCUUUCCUACUUCCGAUUAAACCGGAUGUUGCUUAUAACUUCGUUUUUUGAAUGGGUCACCCUGUAUAUUUUUACAUUUUUAAAUUCUCCUCGAUGUUUUUGUUGUUAAAAUAUAAGGUUUUGUAAUGUUAUAUAGGGUAGUUUAAAAGAGAAUUACAUUUUUUUUCUUAAUUUCAUAGCAAUAUUCACACCCUGUAGAAUUGUAGUAGUUUGACAUCAAAAACUCUAUUUACGUUCAUAUGAUUUUUAAUAUAGUCUACUAUUGUUAAAAAUUGUUAGUAUAGCUAAACUUUUAAUUCUAGAAUAAAGGGUUGGUUGAAAUUCGGAAUGAGUAUUCGGAAUGAGUUUUCUUAAAUGGAACACCCUGUAUUUUAGUAUUGUAAUGAAAUGAUAUAUUAUGGUACUUUUUAUUUCUUAAGCAUUCCCUUUACCUAACUACUUUAGUUUGUGGGUUAUUGGUGAUUCAAGCCAAAUAUUAAAUGAAACAAAACAUAAGUGAAAUUUUAUUAGGUUGGUCGUGAACAUUCAAUCGCAAAUAAUUUUUCGAAAAUAGAUACAUAUUAAUCUAGACUGAUCCUAAAAAUUGCCAAUAAUGGUUAAGCUAUCAAAAUUCCUACGUAGUUAACAUUUUUGGCGCGAUUAACAAUUAAUCACAAAUUAUAGCAGUCCUUUCUUCUUCUUCUUCAUCUAGCCAUUCACAUCCACAUCUGAACAUAAGCCUCUUCAAGUCUUUCUUUCCAUUGUUUUUUGUUGUACGCUACUUGUAGCCACUUUUUCCCGGCAGUUCGUUUCAGAUCAUCUGUCCAUCUCCUAGGAGAUCUGCCUCUGGGUCUUUUGUGUUGGUAUGGUCACAUAAUUCUGUGGUAUUGUUUCCAGGUUAGAAUUGUUCUGUGCCAUUUGUUUAGAUCGCUCCUAGCUACAUGUCCAGCGUAUUCCCAUUUCAAUUUUAAUGAUUUUUGUACCACAUCGGUGACUUUGGUUUUCUGUCUUAUCCGUGUGUUUGUUUAUCUGUCCUUAAGUGAUAUGCCAAGCAUUGCUCUUUCCAUCGCGUGUUGAGUGACUCUGAGUAUGUUCAUAUUCUUUUUUGUGAUUGUCCAUGUUUGUACCCCAUAUGUUAAUAUCGGAAUAAUGCUUGCAUCAAAUUGUGCCCCAUAUGUUAAUAUCUGAAUUGAUGCGUGAAUUAAAGCAGUUAGGUAUAGGGAAUGCUUAGGAAAUAAAAAAGUACCAUAAAAUAUCAUUUCAAUACAAUACUAAAAUACAGGGUGUUCCAUUAAAGAAAACUCAGAAAAUACUUAUUCCGAGUUUUGACCAACCCUGUAUAUGAAAUGCAACAUUUAGAUAUACAUACUAAUAAUUUUUAACAAUAGUAGACUAUAUUAAAAAUAAUUUGAACAUAAAUAAAUAAAGUUUUUGAUGUCAAAUAGAUACAAUUCUACAGGGUGUGAAAGUUGCUACGAAAUUAAUAAGAAAACAUAAUUAUCCUUUAAACUACCCUAUAUAACAUUACAAAACAUACUUUUAGAAAGAAGAUAUGAAAGAGAAUUCAGAAAUGUAAAAAUAUACAGGGUGUCCCAUUUUAAAAAACGAAGUUAUAAGCAACUUCCGGUAUAACUUGAAGUAGGAAAUAUAUAAAAAUAUUUUAAUUAAAUAGACCACUCUUAAAAAUCCCUUCAUUCCAAUCUUCAUCAUUCUGUUGUCUUUAGUUCUCGAGAUAUUUCUAAUAGGAAGGUUUUCUGCCUCACCUUGUAUGUUAAGUCAAGCUGAAAAUGUACCUAUACUGUUACGUUGUUCGAAGAUCUAAAGUAACGUUUAAUAAAUAGCAAUUUGCUAGUGGGUAACUGCGAGACUUGCAAGACUCUUGCUGAAGACCAACAGCGGGAGUGCAAUACCAAGACCAAGAACAAAACCAGGUGUAUUGGUGCAAGACCCAGACCAAGACUCUCUAAGUCUCGUCUUGGUCUUGCAUUUGGGCAACACUAAUUGUAUGUCUUACUAACUUCUUCAUUGUUCAAUAAAAAAAUCUAACUCAGAGUGGGAGAUUUUACCUAGGACAAUGUUUAUUAAUGAUCUUAGAAUACGUAUAAUCAUGUUAGAAAUACGGUACCUUGUUAGAAAUUUACAUUACAUGAAAAUUUGUUUUUUACGUAAACUACAAAAGAAAACUUUUAUUUUUUAUGGCAUUACAAUUCAAAAUAAAACUAUAAAUAAAAAGUGUAUUUUACGAUCUUUUAAAUAAAUUUUAAAAAAAGGUAAUUUUUAUUGUUUCCCAUAACUUUUUACUGCUUUAGUCUAAAGUCGUAAAUUGUAAUGAUUAUUAACUUUUUGUUUUUUAAUACACGGAUAUCUUUUUGUUCUUAUUGCGCAUCAUUUUUGGAUGACUGGCGAUCAAAAUGGCAAUUUUUUUUUUCUAAAUUGACCCCGAAUGAUUCCUGUGGAUAGACGGUGAAAUCAUCAUCUCCUCAUAUUCUUUAGCCAUGGCCAUAAAUAUUGGUGUCUUAUAAUUAUAUAUUCAUCUCUUUAAUAAUGCUUAGCAGUUUUUAUUGUUUACUUAGGCGCCCAACUAUCACAUCGUUAGUAGCAUUUUGUAUCCAUGAACUUAUCAGCAUCCAACUAAAUAUUAUGUUCAUUUCAAAGGCAUCUAUUCUUUUUUCUGUUUUGGAGUCAAUUAUCUAACUUUCACAGCCAUAGAAUAACACAGAGGAAACAAAAUAUCUGAUUAACACAUUCUGGACUCCAAACUUCGGUCUGAUUUAAAAAAAAAUGUUUUUAUAUUUAUGAGUGUCCUCGCUUGUCCGAUUUUUGAUAGAAUUUCUUUUUUUUUUGGUACAUGUGUUGUUAAUAUUUACUCCCAAAUUUUUUAUUAAAGUUAUUUGUUCUGUUUCUGUUUUAUCUAUUGGCAUACAAAUGUAUAUCUAUUGGUUUGAAAAUAUUAGAAUUAUGGCUUUGGAAACAAAAUAUGGAUUUAAGCCAAACAAUUCGCUAUGACGAAUUACCGAAUUACCGAAUUUAUUAUACUUUGCAGUUGUUUUGCUUUGCUUGCUAUUAGGACGGUACCACCAAUAUACCUGAUGCUGUUUAUGCUAGUUCCGUUAAACUUGAUUUACCUUGCACAUUGCCUAAUGCUGCUCUGAAUAUAGACUCCGAAUACAGAUUAAAUAAUAGCGCUGAUAAGACGCAGCCUUGUCGCACUCUUCGUCCGCAUUUUUCAUCAUCUGGUAUUUCUCUUUUAUCUUGUGACUGUAGUCGUAGUCCUUAAUAUAUACUUGUCACGAUUUUUGUCCCAUACUUGCAUUUUUUGUUCAAUAUUAUUGUUAAUAAGUAAGUUUCAUCAAUUGCGAUUCUCUAUUGGAAAUAGUUGUACUGAAAAAUGUACCCUGUAGCUUACCUUUCACUAUUAUUAACAAAUAAACCAUACCAACCUAAUAUUAACAAGCAAUAAAAAAUUGAAAAUAAAAUAGGAGUAAAAACUGUGUUUUAUUUACAACAUUGUAAAUAAAAAGUAAAUAAAACUAAUCUAGUUAUCUUGAGACCAAAAACUCAGCAAAACAUAAUUUAUAACAUUUAAAAACCAACAUGACCUAAAUACUGUUAGGUGUAAUAAUUGAAUUUGAAUUUACUUCAUAAGUAAUUUUGAAAUUAACUAGUGGGCGCCAGCAUUCAAAAACCUUGAAUAUAAGAUCACAAUGGUGCGAAUCGCAAUAUUGGGUUGGUCGAAUUCUAUAUUGGAAUGGAAUUUUGCAACUACUAGUUUAUUUUGAGGUGGGAUUGAAGUAAAAUUAUAUUCUUUCUAAAAUUCAAUUCGGAACUAAAAUAUUUCUUAUCGUUCAAAAAAUGUGAUUUUAGACUAUAAAAUAAUGUUAAAAUCUUCUGGUGUGCCCUUAACUUAUUAUAUAUUACCUGUUUUUAAGUUCAUAUAAAUAAGUACAAAAGGCAAAUUUGGUACAUCCCAUAAGCUAAUAACAGUAUGGAUAAUAAUAUACUUUUUUGAUAGUUGAAGAAAGUAGCUGAAUAAUUAUCAAACAAUAGAAAGAAUAGAGAUAUCUAGAAAUGAAUUUGUAAAAAUGAAACAAAUCUCUGCAUUAAAGACCUUAGAUAAGAAAUUUUUAAAGAGUGUUAACAAAAAUACUGUAGUAGAUUCUAGUAAAAUAUUGUCGAGUAAUUUAGCAUUGGUUCACUGGAGAACACUGUGAAAAAAAUUCUGUUGGGUUUCAAUUUUGAGUUGUUUUAUAGGUAAUCGGGUCGGAUAUGCUCAUUUCAAAACUCUAAUUGGUUUUUCUCUAUCAAGUCAGGUUCUUUCUCUGUCCCUAAAACCUAGCAUGGUUCAUAGGAACACUAUUGCCCCCCUAUAGGUUGGCACCAACCUACUUAAAUAGAUAGGAUUUGAUCAGCAAAAUUUGAAUAAUUUAUUACGAAAUAUGAGGCUAGCUAAAAAGAUUAAGAAGUCUUAGCAUCAAAACUGAGCGAGGGAAGCUUUCUUUAAAAGGAAGCUAAGGUAACUUAUUUUCGAUCAAGAAAAUGUUAUAUUCUACAAUAAUUUUGAAGUGAUUAUGGAUAUGUACGUUAAUGGAUAUGACGUGGUUUACUGGAAAAGUUGAGAAUUUCAGCCUGUAAUGCAACUGAAUGGCAACUAAUUAUGGAUACCUCAAAGUGGAGCUUAAAGUGUGUUCUCCUUCAUAAUGCAAAUUUAUUUGGUUCUAUUCCGAUAAGCCAUUCAGUUCAUUUGAGUAACAAAAUAUGAAGACAUAAAGAGAAUUAUUGAUUUGUUGUAAUGUCACAUGCACAAAUAGAUCGUUUGUGUCGACUUGAUCGGCUUCUUCCGUAGACCACUACAUAUAAAGAUGGGUCGGACAAAACAAUUCGUUUAAAUUUUGCCAAUUGACAGAGACUAUUUCAAGUAUUUAAUUUUGGAUUUCAACUUCCUACUCCUACCCUGUCGUUCUAAAAAGUAAAUGCCCGUGUUUUUGAUCGUCCUGGACAAUGGAAGAAAUAGGAAAGAAUACUUUGUUGGCUUGCAAAAACAUUAUUACAGAUUUUCUUGAAAUCA